This is a messenger RNA of Dicentrarchus labrax (European seabass), 2213 nucleotides long. It is a transcript of the gene mphosph10, whose product is annotated as M-phase phosphoprotein 10 (U3 small nucleolar ribonucleoprotein). NCBI's taxonomy places the organism in Eukaryota, Metazoa, Chordata, Actinopteri, Moronidae. The transcript is spliced from 11 exons. The record is from RefSeq and is a predicted model, not a curated record. Bases 52 to 2079 code for a protein of 675 amino acids. Gene Ontology annotation, biological process: rRNA processing. Gene Ontology annotation, cellular component: Mpp10 complex; sno(s)RNA-containing ribonucleoprotein complex; nucleus.
CGGAGAGCCUGUUUACUUGCGACACAGCCAGCCACACAUGUGAGGGAAACGAUGGCUAGUGGAGAAGUGUGGAGCGUGCUGGAGGAGUGCGUAAAGAAAAUAAACGUCAACACAGCACAUCCAGAAAACUUUCUGAGCCUUCAAGAUGGAGUGGCAGCAGACUUUACCUCUCUCACUAAGACCCUGUAUGACCUCCACAAAGCUCAGGAGCCUGCAGAUUUUAAAGGAAGCCCGUUGGCUCAGCUGGUGGUGGAAAACUUUGAUGAAGAGCAGAUCUGGCAGGAGCUGGAGCUGCAGAACAAUGCUGUACUGAAACACUUUAAAAAUGCUACUGACGAGGCUUUGUCAGAUGCAACAUUGAUGCUGCUGGUAGAGGAGGAGGAGGAAGAGGAGGAGGAAGAAGUAGAGACUGAUGGUGAAAGUGUGGAUGAGGAAGAAGAUGAGGAGCAACCACCAGGACAGUCUAAGAAAAUGGCUGCGAAGGCAGAGGAUUACACGGAUGAGGACUCUGAUUUAGACUUUGACGUGGACGCUCUGGAGAAGCGAGAGAAACAGAAGAAGGAGAUCGGAAGGAAAGGCUCCAAAACAAAGGUGGUUCCCUCGGAGGUUGAUGAUAAGUUCUUCAAACUGUCAGAGAUGGAGUCGUUUCUUGAUGAUAUGGACAAGCGAGAGGGAAAGGAGGAGGAUGAAGAUGCCCUAGACUACUUUCAGGACCUGCCCUCUGACGAGGACGAUGAUCUUGACCUAGAGCAAAUACUUUCUACCAAAAAGCAGAAGAAAACCACUGAAAAGAGCUCCAGGAAUCUCAAGUACAAGGACUUCUUCGACACUGUGGAUAGUGAACCAGCUAAAGCAGAUGACCAGUCAGAUGGCGGAGAUGACAGCAUGGCUGAAAGCCAGGAAGAAGGUGAAGAAGAAAUAGAUGACGAGGAAGAUGAUUAUGAUGGUGAAGAGGAGGGUGACGAUGAGGUUGGCGAGAGAAGUCAGUCCAAAGCAUCUCAUAAGAAAGUGGCCUUUAACCUCUCUGGGGACGAGGACAGUGAAGGGGAGGACAUGGCGGACAUUUUUGGAGGAAAAACUCCAAGCUCGGCGAAGUCUGAAUCAAAGUCGUCAUUUGAGAAACGGCAAGAAAAGAUGACAGAGAAGAUCAAGGAGCUGGAGAGCGCCGCUCUAGGAGAGAAGCCCUGGCAGUUGUCAGGAGAGGUGACGGCACAGACUCGUCCUGAGAACAGCAUGCUGGAGGAAGAUGUGGAGUUUGAGCAAACAUCCAGGUUUGCCCCUGCUAUCACGGAGGAAACCACAUUACAGAUCGAAGACAUCAUCAAACAGAGAAUUAAAGACCAGGCAUUCGAUGAUGUGGUCCGCAAAGAAAAACCUAAAGAGGAGGUGUUUGAGUACAAGAAGAGGCUAACAUUGGACCAUGAGAAGAGCAAGCAGAGUCUAGCAGAAAUCUAUGAGCAAGAAUACCUCAAGCAGAAUCAGCAAAAAACAGAGGAGGAGAACCCUUCCCAUGUAGAAAUUCAAAAGCUUAUGGACACACUCUUCCUGAAGUUAGAUGCUCUCUCCAACUUCCACUUCACACCUAAACCUCCUGUUCCUGAGGUCAAAGUGGUGUCUAACCUGCCAUCCAUUGCAAUGGAGGAGGUGGCUCCAGUCAGUGCUAGUGAUGGUACGCUGCUCGCACCAGAAGAAAUCAAGGAAAAGAACAAAGCAGGAGAUAUUCUGGGUGAUACUGAGAAGACGUCAACAGACAAGAAGCGUGAGAGACGUCACAAGAAGACGGUGAAGCGUCUAAAGAUCAAGGAGAAAGAACAGAGACAGAAACUUAAAGAGGCCAGUACAACUGGGGAGACCAAAAAGCUAUCAAAGGCUGAAGUCACAGAAAACCUGAAGAAACUCACAAAAGGAGGCAAAGCCACGAUACUCAAGGACGAAGGAAAGGAUAAGGCUCUGAAGUCCUCUCAAGCCUUCUUCUCUCAGCUGCAGGACCAGGUCAAAAGUCAGAUCAAAAGUACAAAGGACCAGUCUUCAAAGAAGAAGAAAAACAAAGAAGUUUCUGUCAGCAAACUCAAGUUAUAGAAACUGGGUGUUUGUUGUGGAAGAUCAACGUUUUAUUGUACAGAUUCUUUUUAAUGAGAAAGCUGCAAUAUAUUGCAAUCUAAAAGUCCUUGUUAAAUGUUUCCAUUUUCAUUAAAAUAAAUCAAGUGCCCAGA